UCAGUCAUUCGCCAGUCCAGCGAUAUAAAUAUUAUUGAGUUUAAUACAAAAAUAUAAGAUAAAUACUAUUUUAUUGUUACAACUAUUGUGCUGAUAAAAUUACUUUCAUAAAAAAAUAUACUUUUAUUCACUAGUGAUAUCAUAACAUGAGCCAAUCAAAUACUGCCGCUCAUAUACCAGAAUGUUUGAGGGACGACUCUGAAGAUGGCAAAUCCAAACUUAGAAAAUGGUUGAACAUGAACUUCCGAAUUGAAAUGACUGAUGGAAGGGUCCUCAUUGGUGUGUUUCUCUGUACAGAUCGGGAUGCCAACGUAAUUUUAGGAGCUUGCUCAGAGUACCUGAAGAGUAAUGAUGGUGAAACAGAAGAGCCCAGAGUACUGGGUCUAGUCAUGGUGCCUGGCCGGCACAUUGUCUCCAUACAGAUUGACGACAUGGCCGCACAGCGCAGAACUGCUCCCAUUAUGAAUGAUUCUAUGUGGUUAUAAUUGUGAGUGUAAUAUUUUUAUUUAUUUAAAUAAGAGAAUAAAAUUUCAAACCCGUCAAAA
Messenger RNA from Cydia splendana, 545 nucleotides. RefSeq names its product N-alpha-acetyltransferase 38, NatC auxiliary subunit (gene Sbat). Gene Ontology annotation, molecular function: RNA binding. Gene Ontology annotation, cellular component: NatC complex. The coding region runs from base 147 to 485 and encodes 112 amino acids. The record is from RefSeq and is a predicted model, not a curated record. Lineage: Eukaryota; Metazoa; Arthropoda; Insecta; Lepidoptera; Tortricidae. The transcript has 3 exons.